UGCAAAUCCAGCUCCUCCGCGGAUUAUACCGCCCCUGUGAUCUACACAUUUCAAACGAACAUGCAAUUGCUGUCCCAACCGCCUCGUUCAACUGACCGUGUCCAUCAACAACGAUGUCCCGAACCCUCGCCGCCCUUGUCUCCGCAAGGCCGAACCACGCUUCCCGUGUCAAGGAUGCCUUCGACGACUUGAACAGAUACGCGGCCUCUCCGAAGCACGGUGCGACCCUCGAGCAGAUCAAGGCGGUACGCCAAGUCCGCAAGGCCCACCCGCCCCAGAAGGGCACUGUCGCUGAAGACGAUCUCGUCAGCAGGCUGAUCAACGAUCCUGAUCACCAUGACCUCUGGUUCAACCAGCUGCUGGGAAACCCGUUUUGCAAGGAGAUGGGCACGACGGGCCCCAAUGACUCCGGCGCAGCUGCGUUUUUGAAGGGUUUCCAAGCCUACAUGGUGCAAGACUACAUCUAUAUCGCACAGGGCAUCUUCUACCAGACCGAGCGCGCGGUCAAGGCGACAACCACGGAGGAGUUCGACGAAACAGCUGAGAAGGCCUCGCACUACUGCAAGCACGCUCAGGAUGCCUUGCACCUCUGCGUCGACCCCGUGGACAAGGGCCUGGGUUUGAAGGGCAUCGAUGUGCUCCAGGCGCAGCCGGCGGAUGCUACCAACUAUUACACAGGCCUACAAUUCGAGGCGGCCAAGACCCAGAACUGGGUGAUGGGGCUUGUUGCGAUGAUCCCAUGCGUUCAGUCCUACUAUGCUUUGGCACACCCACUGUACGAGAAAGCGACAGAUGACGUCAAGCAGACGCUCUGGUACAAGCUCUGGAUCGAGCCCAAUGGUAACCUCACGACCGACGAGGCCGGCGUAACAACGCAGAUUAGUGAGAACUCCGUCGCAUCUUCAGGGCUGAUGCACGUUGGAUGCUUACGAACAGUAUGAUAGGCUUCUUCACGGCGAACUACGACCUCUGGAAGGAUCACUACGCCGAAGCCAAGGAAAUCUUCCAAAAAGCAUGCAAGGGCGAGAUCGAACUCUACAAGUGGGCUACUGAUAGUAAACAGUGAGACUGCUGGUGCCCGGUUGUUCUCAUGGACGUUAUUAACGUUGUACUGUAACAUCGUGUGACCCAUGACAUGGACUCCUCGUGAACGACGAUCUAACACAAAUCAAUCGCGUAUUGUCACCUCUUGAUGGUCAAGCUUCAGGU
Molecule: messenger RNA, 1209 nt
Organism: Fomitopsis serialis
Lineage: Eukaryota; Fungi; Basidiomycota; Agaricomycetes; Polyporales; Fomitopsidaceae
Exons: 6
Coding region: 114-941 (275 amino acids)
Source: RefSeq, a predicted model, not a curated record